AUGGCCGUUCGAACGGCCGGAAGUGACGUCACGCCGAGCGGCCGCGCUUCCGAUGACGCCAUCCAGGAGCGACGCACCCGGAAGCGCCAGCGGGGCAGCGCGGUCGCCAUAGGAACGGCCGCCAUGGGGCUGUGCAAGUGCCCGAAGCGCAGAGUGACCACUCUGUUCUGCUUCGAGCACCGCGUCAACGUCUGCGAGAGCUGCUUGGUCAGCGCGCACCCCAAGUGCAUCGUGCGGUCGUACCUGCAGUGGCUGCAGGACAGCGACUACAGCCCCCAGUGCCCCCUGUGCCACAGCCCGCUGGGGCAGCGCGACACCGUCCGGCUGCCCUGCUACGACGUGUUCCACUGGCCCUGCCUGGCGGCGUGGGCGCGGGCGCUGCCCCCCAGCACGGCCCCCGCGGGGCACCGCUGCCCCCAGUGCGGGGGGCCGCUCUUCCCGCCCCCCAACCUCCAGGGGCCCGUGGCGGAGGCGCUGCGGGAGCGGCUGCGCACGGCGCCGUGGGCCCGGCCCGGCCUGGGGCUGCCGCUGAUCGAGGACUCGGAGGAGCUGCCGGAGCCCGAGACCUCCGCGGAGCCCGACGGGGGCUGGGACGCCCCCCUGGCGCCGCCCCAGCCCCCCCCGAGCCCCCCGACCCCCCACGCCGUCGUCCACAUGGGGGGCGAGACCCCGACGCUGCACGCCGGCUCUGCCCCACGGAAGCCCCUGGGGGGCCGCGAGGCCCGGAGCCCCCCCGACCACGACGAGGACAAGUACCGGCGGCGGCCGCUGGCCUGGCUGCCCCCCAAGCUCAGGUGCCGGGCCCGGGGGGUCCCGCGGCGCCCCCUGCUGCUGCUGCUGUGCCUGGGCGGGGCCGCGGCCGCGGCGCUGCUGCUGCUGCUAUUGGCCGCUCUGGGCGGGGGCGGGGCCGACUCUGACCCCGCCCUCGAGCCGCUCAACAACCCCCACGUGCGGGUGGGGCCCUGACCACGCCCCCUGGGCGGGGCUACGCGGGGCGGGGCCAAUAAACUGCGCCCCCGUGUGGAGAGGGA
This is a messenger RNA of Taeniopygia guttata (zebra finch), 1031 nucleotides long. It is a transcript of the gene ZFPL1, whose product is annotated as zinc finger protein like 1. NCBI's taxonomy places the organism in Eukaryota, Metazoa, Chordata, Aves, Passeriformes, Estrildidae. The record is from RefSeq and is a predicted model, not a curated record. Gene Ontology annotation, cellular component: Golgi apparatus.